CAGUUUGAAAAUCUGUGAGAAAAUCUGGAAAGGUGUUUGUAUCAUUUUCAGAUAUUCAAGAUCAGAUUUGCUGUAGAAGAUAUAUAUAAAGAAGGGGGAAAUAUAUUUUCUGUCUGUAUACUACAGAACAAUAAUGAAUAGUCUGGAGAUGUUAAAAGAAAGAGAAAAGUUAUCAAGCCAAUGUGAUAUCUGUAAAAAGACAUUUUCUAAUAAGGGAAAUCUCACUGUUCACAAAUUCAUUCAUGCAGGGGGGGAAACAAUAUCAUUGUGAUAUCUGUGGUAAAUCAUUCACUCAGAAAUGUAGUCUCACUCAUCACAAAUACACUCAUACUGGAGAGAAACCAUAUCAGUGUGAUAUCUGUGGUAAAUCAUUCUCUCAAAGGACUGCCCUUUCUUAUCACAAAUUCGUUCAUACUGGAGAGAAACCAUAUCACUGUGAUAUUUGUGGUAAAUCAUUCUCUCAAAAGACUCCCCUUUCUUAUCAUAAAGUCGUUCAUACUGGAGAGAAACCAUAUCACUGUGAUAUCUGUGGUAAAUCAUUCUCUAAAAAAUAUAACCUUACUAAACACAAAUCCAUUCAUACAGGAGAGAAACCAUAUCACUGUGAUAUUUGCGGUAAAUCAUUCUGUCAUACGAGUAGCCUUGAUUCUCACAAACAUAUUCAUACAGGAGAGAAACCACAUCACUGUGAUAUUUGUGGUAAAUCAUUCUCUCAAAAAAGUCACCUUUCUUCUCACAAAUCAGUUCAUACAGGUGAGAAACCAUAUCGAUGCGAUAUCUGUGGUAAAUCAUUCUCUCAGAAAAGGUCCUUAAAUAGACACAAAUGCAUUAAUACAGGGGACAAACCAUAGCACUGUAGUAUCUGCAGUAAAUUAUUCCGUUUAAGAAAAUAUUUAAUUAAUUACAAGUCUGCUCAUACUGGAGAGAAACUAUGUGACUGUGAUGUCUGAGGUAAAUCAUUCUCUGUGGAACAAUAUUGAACUCAUCACAAAUACAUUCAUACAGGAGAGAAAUCAUAUCACUGUGACAUCUGGGACAAGUCAUUCUUUCAUAGAGAGAAAUAAUAAACUAAACACAAACAUAUUCAUACAGGAGAAGAUUCUUAUGACUGUGUAAUCUGUGCUAAAUCAUUCUCUCAAUAAUCUACCUUAACUAAACAUAUACUUAUUCAUAUUGAUCAAUAACAAUAUCAAUGAUAAAACAGAUGUCCUGCUGAAUAAAAUACAGCAAAUGUAUUACUUUUUACAAAAUAAAUUCAUUUUUCACAUUUUCCUCAUUUGCAUCAACUCACUAA
Molecule: messenger RNA, 1294 nt
Organism: Octopus sinensis (East Asian common octopus)
Lineage: Eukaryota; Metazoa; Mollusca; Cephalopoda; Octopoda; Octopodidae
Product: zinc finger protein 253-like
Exons: 3
Coding region: 243-851 (202 amino acids)
Biological process (GO): regulation of transcription by RNA polymerase II
Molecular function (GO): DNA-binding transcription factor activity, RNA polymerase II-specific; RNA polymerase II cis-regulatory region sequence-specific DNA binding
Source: RefSeq, a predicted model, not a curated record